AUGAAGACCCUCAAGAAGGAAUCCCGCGCCAGAAUCCCCACCGGCAGGUUCUUGGAGGCCGCAGAGAACCUCAAAGAAAAGAAGUGGGCAAAGGCACCUGAACAGACCACAUCCCCCAUUCAGGAGGAGCCUGAGCCCGUCAGCAAUGUCUUACAAGGAGAUGACAUUCUGGCCUUGGCCAUUAAGAAGGAAGACUUGAAGAAGCAACAUAGUCCUCGAUCUACAAGAGAAACGUCUGUUGUUACCCAGAAAUUUAUCAUCCGUAAGCCCAAACCCAAGGAGCCUGGCAAGAAGGUCUACCAUUUGGUAGCACAUCCUGCCAAUCCAGAUGCAGCCUCAAAGCCCCUGGACUACUCUGGUCCCAGUGACAGCUUCUUAGGCAAUGACCAGAUCCUGCCUCACCAGAUCUUGGGGAGUCUCCAGGACUUUAAAAGAAUUGCAGUUGCUCGAGGGAAUACUCAGCUGGCUGAGCUGAUACACAUCCAACCCUUCCUGAAGACCCUCAUCUCAGCUAAAGAAGAGCCAAGGCCAAAGGCCCCAAAGGAAGAGAAGAGACCUCCAUGGGCCCCUCCUCCUCAGCACAACUUUCUGAAAAACUGGAGGCGGCACAUUGCCUUGUGGAAGAAGCAGCAGGAGGCCCUCAGUGCACACCUGAAGAAGCCAGUCAGUGAGCUGUUGAUGCACACUGGGGAGACCUACAGAAAGAUCCAGGAGGAACGGGAGCUCAUUGACCGUGCGCUUCCAACCCAGCAUGACAUGAAAGGCUUCAAGGCAUCCAGCUGGUUCUGGAGUCCACUGGAAUACCUGGGGGAUGAGAUGACAGGUUUGCUCAUGACCAAGACAAAAACUCAGCGGGGCCUGAUAGAGCCCAUCACGCACAUCAGGAAGCCCCACUCCAUCCGGAUAGAGACUGGAUUGCCAACCCAGAAGGAUGCUUGGUACCGCUAUACCUGGGACCGGAGUCUGUUUCUGAUCUACCGACGCAAGGAGCUACAGAGCAUCAUGGCCGAGCUGGAUUUCAGCCAGCAGGAUAUCGAUGGCCUGGAGGUGGUGGGCCGUGGGAAGCCCUUCUCGUCUGUAACAGUGGAAGAGUACCCAUCAUAUGAAAAAAGCGAGGAGAGCUCCUCUGAAGACACAGUGUACCUAGAUUCAUUGACCAGCGUCUCUGACAUGGUCCCCAUGCCUACUCUGGGCCCUUCACUGCUGUUCUGUGGGAAGCCAGCUUGCUGGAUCAGAGGCAGUAACCCAGAGGACAAGAAAAACAUUGGAAUCGGUGUUUGUUUGACCUUUGAAACACUUGAAGGAGAGAAAACAUCUUCAGAACUGACUGUGGUCAAUAAUGGCACUGUGGCUAUUUGGUAUGACUGGCGACGGCGGCCCCAGCAGGAUUCUUUCCAAGAUCUGAAGAGAAACAGGACUCAGCGGUUUUACUUUAACAAUCGGGAAGGUGUGAUUCUGCCUGGGGAAACGAAAAACUUUACCUUCUUCUUCAAGUCUUUGAAUGCUGGCAUCUUCAGGGAAUGUUGGGAGUUCGGAACCCACCCUACCCUCCUGGGAGGCGCUGGCCUUCAGGUCACUCUCCGUGCAAUCUCCCUGACCCAGGACAUUUUUAGGGAUGAGAGGAAGUUUUUGGAGAACAAGCUGACUGGCCAGGAGGCAGUCACAGUCGCACAGAGUGUGCUGCAGGAACUGCUGAGGGGGAUCUCAACCCCACAGCGCAUGCCAUCUCCCGUGGAUGCCUACCUCACUGAGGAAGACUUGUUCUGCUAUAGGAACCCUCGGCUGUAUUACCAGUAUCAGGUGGUACAAAACCUGCAUCAGCUAUGGGACCAAUACAUAGUCCUGCCUCUAAAGACUGAGGAAGCCGUGCCAGGCCAGGAGGAUCCCCUCAGUGCCAGAGCCCAGGUUGGUUCCAUGCCAUUUGUGUAUGUGGAAAAGGCCCCAGCAAACCUUGAUCAAUCCAUGAGCACCAGAAGCCCAGUCUUGGAGUCUCCACAACUCCAACACGAGAUAGAGGCCCUCAGGGACCCCCAAGAUUCCUUUCUGUCUCAGAAGACUGGCACAGGCCCCAAGAAUUCCUCAGGGAAGAGCAUUAUGGAGGAGAUCCUGGUGGAGGAGAACCUAGACAUGGAUUAUAACAAGAGCCCCUGGGAGCAGGAAAGCUCUCCCCUGCCCAGAUGGAACCUGUGCCUAGAGGACUUCAGAAAGGCAGUGAUGACCCUCCCUGAGGAACCCCAGAGAGAGGAAGCCCUCAUCCAGCUCAACAAGGCAGCUGUGGAGCUGUGUCAGGAGCAGAAGCCGUUGCAGUCCAACAUCCUGCACCAGAUGUGUUUGCAGUUAUGGCGAGAUGUGGUUGAUAACCUGGUGAGCCAUUCGCUGUGGCUGAAGGUUCUGCUGGAACUACCUGAAAAGGAGACAGUGUAUUUGGAUAUGCUAGAAGAGCAAGAUCGAAAAUCCCUUCCUGUCAUGGAAGUGAAGGUGGCAUCUGGGAAAGUUGGGAAGGAAGAGCGGAAAGGGGCUGCUCAGGAAAAGAAGCAAUUGGGAAUCCGAGACAAAGAAGACAAAAAGGGAGCCAAGGCACCAGGGAAAGAGGACCGCCUCAACAGCAAGAAACAGAAGACAAAGGAUGAAAAGAAAAUAGUGAAGUCUACAAGCCGGGACAGGCUCUCCUCGGAUGACCCUACACCUGACAGCAUGGUGCCUUCACAGGAGCCCAUAGACCCCCUGGUCUUGGAGAAAUACACCCAGAGGUUGCAUGCUGAGGUCUAUGGGCUGCUGGAUACCUUGGUGACUGAAAUGAUGGUCCUGGCUGAUGAACUUGGCCCCACAAAGAGUGCUGAGGACCUUUGCGUCUUUGCAGCUGACUCUUGGGCCCAAGCAGCCUCCUGAGAAAAUGGUUAGAAAAAGUCAAUAAAGAACCUUUAGGUUUCUACCACUUCGUAGUGCCUUUGGGGAUGUUGAGUAUCAAUCGUG
This is a messenger RNA of Nannospalax galili (Upper Galilee mountains blind mole rat), 2973 nucleotides long. RefSeq names its product MYCBP associated protein (gene Mycbpap). The record is from RefSeq and is a predicted model, not a curated record. The coding region runs from base 1 to 2889 and encodes 962 amino acids. Gene Ontology annotation, molecular function: phospholipid binding; clathrin binding. Gene Ontology annotation, biological process: endocytosis. Lineage: Eukaryota; Metazoa; Chordata; Mammalia; Rodentia; Spalacidae. Gene Ontology annotation, cellular component: plasma membrane; clathrin vesicle coat; endosome. The transcript has 19 exons.